Myxocyprinus asiaticus (Chinese sucker) is the source of this 4740-nucleotide messenger RNA. RefSeq names its product desmoglein-2-like. The transcript is spliced from 14 exons. The coding region runs from base 188 to 3556 and encodes 1122 amino acids. Lineage: Eukaryota; Metazoa; Chordata; Actinopteri; Cypriniformes; Catostomidae. Gene Ontology annotation, molecular function: calcium ion binding. The record is from RefSeq and is a predicted model, not a curated record. Gene Ontology annotation, cellular component: plasma membrane; desmosome. Gene Ontology annotation, biological process: homophilic cell-cell adhesion.
GGGUGUGGGAGAAACAUGAUGAAGAAGUUUCUCUAAAUUGUUCCGCAUCGAUCUAAUGCUCCUUGUCUUCCACCAUAAAGCAUCGAUAACACUCAUCUUGCCCCAUCUGGAUAUUAAAAUUUUUAUAAGCAGGGGGUGACAGAAGCAGAUCUCAGGUGACCAGGAAAUAAAGUGUGUUUCUCCGGCCAUGGCCCGGCGUAUAUCGCCUGCUGUCGCUUUUCUGUUUUGUUUUGGAUUAUCGCAUGUGUUUGAGGUGGAAGGAAGAUUUCAACCCUCUGUGGCCCUCCACAGGCAAAAGAGAGAAUGGAUCAUCCCUCCCCAAAUCCUAGAGGAGAAUGUAGAUUACACCAAGAAAGAAUUCAUUGCAAAAAUUCGCUCAGAUAAGGAUGACUUCCAAGGGAAGAAUGUGAGGUACUCACUAAAGGGCGUUGGAGCAGACCGGGAGCCAUUCAAUUUAUUUGUGGUGAAUCCUGAAACUGGAUAUGUGAGAAUAACAGGGAUCCUUGACAGAGAGCACAUCCAACAAUACAAUCUUUCAGGAAUAGCCACUUUUUCAGAUGGUACAGUUGCAGAGAAUGAAAUUGGUCUAAGGAUAAAGGUGAAGGAUCAGAAUGAUAGUCCUCCAGUUUUUGGUCCAGUGGUCAUUGGUUCUGUAGAUGAGCUUAGCCCUCAAGGUACACAAGUGAUGACGAUUGAUUGCUCUGAUGCUGAUGAGCCAGGAAACCCCAACUCUCAAAUCAAGUAUGAGAUUCUUGGCCAGCAACCAGAAGGGCAACAAAUGUUUACAGUUGACAGUAAAGGGAUAGUCCGUGUUAACAGUGCUAACCUGGAUAGAGAGAAAGUUGAUCAGUAUAUUGUGAUAGUCAAAGCCUCUGACCUAAAUGGAGCUCCAGGUGGCAAUGUUGCCACAGGGACAGUCACAAUCAAGAUCAAUGACGUCAACGAUAACGUGCCUACAUUGGAAGGCCCUUUUGAUGGCAGUAUUGAAGAGAACACACAGAAUGUGGAGGUGAUGAGAUUUAAAGCAACUGAUUUUGAUCUUCAGGACACAGACAACUGGGUGUCAAAGUGCAAUAUUGUUUCAGGCAAUGAGGCAGGAUACUUCAGCAUUCACACUGACCCCAAGACCAAUGAGGUCAUCCUGAUGCUUGACAAGCCUGUAGACUAUGAGGAUAUAAAAGACUUAAACCUUGGCAUCAGUGUAGAAAACAAAGCACCAUUUCACUCAUCUGUGACUGGAGGACAACAAGGAAUAAACGUGAACCUUGGGGGCGGUGGUGGUGGAGGAGGAGGAGGAGGAGGAGGAGGAGGAGGAGGAGGAGGAGGUGGUGGUGGAUCAUUUACAUGGUUGUCAGGCAUUCCGAUCUACAGUGUGAACGUAAAGGUGAAAAACCAGCCAGAGGGACCCAAGUUCAUUCCCCAAACAAAGGCCAUCCCCAUCUCAGAGGAUGGUAAGACAUUUAACAAGAAAAAUAUCAUCGCAACGUACCCGGCCACUGAUACAGACACUGGAAAGGAAGCUACGAAUGUACGGUAUGCUAAAGGAUAUGACCCAGAUAACUGGCUGACCAUUGAUGAUAAGACUGGUGCCAUUAGACUGAACAAAGUUCCUGACCGCGAGUCUAAGUAUCUAGUCAACGGAACUUACAUUGCCAAGAUUUUCGGCAUAACUAAUGAUAUGCCUUCUAAGACGGCAACAGGCACUAUUGCCAUCCAAGUAGAGGAUUUUAAUGACCACUGCCCCACUUUGUCAAGCGAAGUCCAGACUCUGUGCACUGACAAGGACGCUGUCUUUGUAACUGCAGUGGAUGAAGAUGCCCCACCCAAUGGAGCUCCAUUCACAUUCAGUGUCCCAGAAGAUACUAAGGGAAAGUGGACAGUUGAGCAUUUCAAUGAUACCACUGCUAUCUUUAGGGCCCACGAAAAGCUGUGGCCUGGACAAUACGAGCUUACAGUGGAGGUGAAGGACCAGCAAGGGCUUGCAUGUCCAGAAAAACAGAAGCUGCCAGUGGAAGUGUGUACCUGUACAGGCCAGGGUGCUUGUUCCAGAACAGGAACAAAUGGAGCUAGGAAGAGCUCCAGGUUUGGACCUGCUGGAAUUGGCCUGCUCUUUCUGGGACUUCUUGCGCUGUUGCUCAUCCCGCUUCUUCUGCUGCUCUGUCAGUGUGGAGCAGCUGGAAUGGUAGGAGCAUUCACAGAGAUGCCCUUUGACACUAAAGAGCAUCUCAUCUCUUACCAUACCGAGGGCCAGGGAGAGGACAGGGACGUUCCAUUGCUUGCCCCUGCAGCUGAGGUUGAUGGACGGAAUGGCUAUAAGAUAAAAGAGGGUGCAAGUGCUGUGCCGGGUGGUGGAUCCAUGAAUGGUGGUGGUUUUAUGUUUGGUGGAGCAUCGGGCUUCCGGGAGUCCUCUUACACAAUGGCUGGCCAUAGCUACAAUGAAAUGGAAAUGAACAAUAUGGAAUUGAUCAGGAAUGGUACCCUUGUGUCAAGAGAAAUGGGUGGCGAUUUUGAUGGGAUGGCCAUAGCUGAUGUGUUCUUGGAUGAAUACUAUUCACAGAAAAGCCGGGGAAUGGAUGAUGGAUUUGCUAAGAAUGAUGCUCUGGUCUAUGAUUAUGAGGGAAAGGGCUCUCCUGUUGGCUCUGUUGGCUGCUGCAGCUUGCUCGAAGAUAACAAUGACUUAGAGUUUCUCAAUGACCUUGGGCCAAAGUUCAACACUCUUGCUAAAAUAUGUGGAGGUAAAAAGGUGACAACUGUGGAAUCUGCUCCUCUUCCUCCCCCUCCAAAACCUGUUGUGGAGGUGAUGACUACAUCGACCAGUGGGAAUUUCUCCACUAACAGAGUUGUUUCUUCAAACACAGUGAAUAUGGCUGCAAAUGUUGCUUCAUCAUCAUCUACUCAUGUAGAGAACGUGCUUAUCACAGAAAGCCGCCCUGCAAUGACUGCCAGUGUGCAGCCAGCUCAAACACUCCUUGUUCAACAGCAGCCAAUGUACUACAUGAUUGAGCCACAGCACAGCACUGUAGUCCUAGCUGAAGGGCCAACCAUGGGACUCGGACAGAGCAUGUAUGUGCUAAACAAUGGCAACAUAGCAGCGAAUACCCUGAAUCGGGGUGAGAGAAUGGUGGUUCUAGACAGGGUUGGAUCUACUCAAGCUCUCAACCCUGGGGUGGUGCAUACAAGUAAUUUGUCUGGAUCUCAAGUGGUGAUGGUGGAUGGGGGUUCACAGAGCAGUCAAGUCCUUCAAGGGACAUUUCAGAGAGGGAUCGUGGGAUCUCAGGGCCUCAUGGUCAUGGAAGGACAAGGGGGCCAGGUGAUUCAGGGGUCCCUUAGAAGAGGUGUAUCCACUCAUGGAGGAUCUCAAGGUGUCCUUUAUGUAGAGAAUAAAGGAGGAUCUGGAGUUGUCCAGGUAUCUCCUCAGAAGGGUCUGGCCUCUACUGCAGGGUUAAUUCAUGGUAACAUUGGGUCAAGUGGAGCAUCUGUCCAACUUAACCAAAAUGCAUCACAAAAAGUUGUUGUCCAAGAGAGAAAAGUUGUAACAUCGCAAAGUAUCAAGUAACAACACAACACUAGUACAGUUGUAAAAGUGUUACAGAGAUUUGAAAAUUAUAAAUCAAGUCUUUUGAAAAACAAUUAUCUUCAAAAUGUUAAUUGUAUUACUAAUAUUUGAGCUCAUGCAUGCAAAUAGUUAGAGCAUUUUCUUGUCAACACAUGUUAGGUUAUGGUGAAUACGCAAAUCGAUGCUUGCAAAACUGGAUUCCGAUGCCCUUGAGCAUUCCUCACUGUAUGAGUAGUUCAUAUGUCCUAUAUAUGAUAUCCAUAUAUAUAUGGGGAUGUUGUUUUUUGCAUAUAGGUUGUAUGUGAGUGUGUGCGUUCAGUACUGUUAUUUACAGGCAAUAUCUCCAACAGUUACAGUAGCCCUAAGGCUGUUCCAGUGAAGUUUAUGCAAACUCAGUAAUCUCAAAAUCUAUUUUAGUAAUAAGCAUACAUGAGGAUAGCUUAUUAAGUGCAUUAAUAUAAGCAGAAAUCAAGUCAGAUGCUUUAUAGUAUCCAGAAAAUGUGUGAUAAAUGAAGAUUCAUAAAUCUUUUUUUUGGUAAAAAAAAAAUUACAAUGUAGGUUUCGGCAAGGCAUUAUACUUUCUAAAAAGCAUAUGGCUUACAUUUUUAUAUUGUAAGACUUAAUUUGUUUCCUUUUGUUUUGUUCCACUGUGCGCAACACUUGUAAGACAUUUUAAGAAUAGGUCUGUUUGGAAGCUUGUGGUAUUCUUUUGCACUGCUGUUGCCUUUAAUUAAAUACACAGACCAAACUCACAUUCUAAGCAAUAAUGCUGAUAAGUAUGAAAUAAGUUCUAAAUUCUUUAGAGAUGUGGUGUUGGGCUGAAAGAUAACUUUUGUAUUGACAGCUGUUCUUGUUUGAUAAUAAUGGUUAUUUUUCAUUUAUUUGUUUGUUAAAGGGGGUGGCGGGGUUCCAGCUUUAACAGAAAUGGACUCAUUAGCUGCAAGUACGGCAUCACUUUUGAAUGUGAAAUAUAAGAAGCUUUUUCAGGAGUCUUACUUUUUGUAACCACUUCAUUUAAUUUGUUGUGCACAUUCACAAAAAUAAACAUAUAUUUUCUACUAAAAUUAUUGAAAUAUAUUGUAAGGCAGCAUAAGACUGUUCAAUGUUCAUUUUUGUAAAUGUUUCAUAUGCUUCACUUGUGGGAAAAAAAAUCUAAUAGACAAUAAAGUUUUUUUUUUAAAUCA